Molecule: messenger RNA, 9630 nt
Organism: Eriocheir sinensis (Chinese mitten crab)
Lineage: Eukaryota; Metazoa; Arthropoda; Malacostraca; Decapoda; Varunidae
Product: protein NYNRIN-like
Exons: 3
Coding region: 843-2237 (464 amino acids)
Biological process (GO): proteolysis; DNA integration
Molecular function (GO): aspartic-type endopeptidase activity; nucleic acid binding
Source: RefSeq, a predicted model, not a curated record
UCUCCGGUAACAGGGGUUAAUCGAGCGGUCCAGCAGCCCGUGGGCGUCAGGAAAAAGGACGGUUCCCUCAGGUGCUGCGUGGAUCUCACCAUCAAGGAUUCAUACCCACUCCCACGGAUCGACGACACGCUCGACGCUUUGGUGGGCUCCAAGUGGUUUUCAACACUGGAUAUGAAGUCUGGGUAUCACCAAGUCAAAAUGACGGAGCAGGACAAAGAGAAAACAGCCUUCUCCUACGGUCAAGGCCUGUGGCAGUUUAAGGUUAUGCCGUUUGGCCUCUGCAACGCGCCGGCCACGUUCGAGCGGCUGAUGGAGAGGGUGCAGGAGGGACUUCACUGGAAGACGGCACUCAUCUACCUCGACGACGUGAUUGUCUUUAGCCAGACCUUCGAGCAGGAGAUGGAAAGGCUAUCAGAGGUUUUCGCCCGGUUUAGAGCUGCACACCUUAAGCUCAGCCCGAAGAAAUGCUGCCUAUUCCAAAGGGAGGUCCAAUACUUGGGACACAUCGUGAGCAAGGCUGGAGUACGCACUGAUCCUGAGAAGGUGGCUGCGGUAAGGGACUGGCCGACACCCACCAACGUGAAGGAGCUGCGGAGCUUCCUCGGGUUGUGCUCAUACUACCGCAGGUUUGUAAAAGGCUUCACUACGAUUUCUGCACCACUGCACCUCCUGACGAAGAAGGGGCGCAAGUUUGAGUGGACAGCGGAAACUCAGGUUGCCUUUGAGAAGCUCAAGGAGGCCCUCAUCAGCUCGCCCGUACUCACCUACCCAGACCCCUCUAAGCCUUUUAUACUGGAUUGUGAUGCCAGUGAUGAGGGGAUUCGUGGAGUGCUGUCCCAGGCAUGUGCCGACAUGGAACGGGUUGUGGCCUACUUCAGCAAGAAGCUCACCCCAGCCGAGAAAACUAUUGCGUGACCCGGAAAGAACUCCUGGCAGUAGUCAAGAGCCUUGACUUUUUCCAUGCUUACCUGUACGGCGCAACUUUCACCAUUCGCACGGAUCACGCUGCAUUGCGGUGGUUGAAGUCACUGAAAAACCCUGAGGGCCAGCUUGCUCGUUGGAUAGGUAAACUAGAGCAGCAUUACUACACUAUUGUGCACCGAUCUGGGCUAACACACGGUAACGCGGACAGCUUGAGCCGGCGCCCCUGCCUACCUGAGUGUCAACAUUGCCUCCAGAGGGAAAGCGUCCAGAAUAUGUGCCGCCGCACUACAGUGGAACAGACAGCGGAAGUGCCAUGGGAAGACUUGAGAAAACUGCAGCAGGAGGACCGAGAUCUGAGACCAAUUAUGGAGUGGCUGAGUCAAUCGUCAACGCGACCUGGGUGGGAAGUAAUCUCGAGAGAAAGCCCUACCACCAAGAAUUACUGGACUCAGUGGGACACUCUUCGGAUGGACAACGGGGUGUUGCAGCGACGCUGGGUCUCUCAUGAUGGUCUUGACCACUACUGGUCCACGAUGCUACCUAUGAAGUCCCGGGAAGGCGUCCUGAAAGAAAUGCACGACAGCAUCGCCAGCGGACACCUUGGGGUAAAGAAGACACUGAGUCGCCUGCGCCAAAGGUUCUACUGGGUUGGCAUGAGGAAGGACGUUGAAGAAUGGUGUCACGCGUGUGAGGUGUGCUGUGCAAAGAAGGGCCCCAAGAAGCGUCACCGUGCCCCAUUGCACCUAUACCAGGUUGGAGCCCCCAUGGAACGGGUGGCAGUGGAUAUAGCAGGACCCUUGCCUCUGACGACGAACGGAAAUAGGUACAUCUGCGUCACAAUGGAUUACUUCACCAAGUGGCCGGAAGCCUACGCCAUCCCUGACCAGGAAGCCACUACCAUCGCUAAGGUAUUGGUGGUGGAGUUCUGUCGCUUCGGUGUGCCUAACGAGCUCCAUUCCGACCAGGGAAGGAAUUUUGAGUCAACAGUCCUUGCUGAGUGCUGCAAGCUCCUGGGUAUCAAGAAGACCCGGACCACCCCUCUGCACCCACAGUCAGAUGGAAUGGUGGAGAGGUUUAAUUGGACGUUGGGCCAGGAGUUGGCCAAGCAGUGCAACAAUGAUCAGUCUUCAUGGGAUCAGAAGCUGCCUGCGCUCCUCAUGGCCUACAGGUCUGCCGCCCACGAGACUACGGGGUAUUCACCGGCAAAGCUGAUGUUUGGACGUGAGCUGCGAUUGCCGGUGGACCUACUGACAGGAAGGCCUCCAGGGGAAAGCCUUCCAAGGGACGCCUCCAGUUUUGCCCGUCAACUAUAGGAACGGCUGGAAGAGGUGCACCAUCAAGUCCGUGGUGCCUUGAAGUUCUCCGGGGAGGCCAUGAAGCGCGGUUACAAUAUGAGGGCAAGCCACGUUGACUUCAAGGAAGGAGACCAAGUCUGGCUUUACAACCCGCAGAGUAAGAAAGGACAGUCUCCGAAGUUACAGAGCCCCUGGGAAGGCCCUUAUACUGUGCUAGAACGCCUCUCCGACGUGACUUACCGAAUCCGGAGAACGGAAAGGACCAAGCCGAAAGUUGUCCACGUCAACCGGCUAUGGAGGUACCACGGUCCGGGAAACUACACCUGGAACAACUACAGACACCCAGCAGCCGACGAAAACGCAAGGGACGUCCAGGACCGAGAGGAGGUCGACGACGACAUAGGUCUUCUGGCCCUUUCAGCCGAGGGAGAUAACCUCCCGGCUUCGGCAGAUGCUCCAGGGACACCCCAAGAGGCGGACGACGACGAGGCGCACCAGGAGACAGAAGCGCAGGAGGCACCGAGCAGAAGACCGAGACAACGCAAACGUCCACAGCGAUACGACGAUUAAUAUGUUUUCGAUUAAUUUUCUUAUGUUUGUAUAUAGUUAAGUGUGUGAUCGGGACGAUCACAAUUAAGAGGAGGGGAUAGUGUUGUGCUGGAAGCUUCCCCCGGCGUCCAUGGGCCUCUAGAAGGCUCCGAGAGGAGCGAGCAGGGGGGCGGGGAGCAAGGCGAGCCGUCCGCGCCCCGCGGGGCAAGCGGCCAGGCGCCAGGCGGGAAGUGUUGCCAACUCGCACAUAUUUUUGCUACCUGUUUUUGUAUGAUCUAAAAUAUACUGUAACGUUCUAGACUGUACUGUUCUGGAUAUAUAUAGGAGAAGAGGGCGAGAGGGGACAGUCCCAGUCAUAGUAAGCUAGUGGUAAGUGAAGAGUCAGAGUGAAGUGUACUACUAAGGAAGAACAUUAAACUACAGAAGCUGUGCAAAGUGUUUACAUAUCUCCCUCCCACGGAGUCUCCUGACGGCGACACGGAACCCAAGUAACACGUCCGGCAUAACAGUACCAUCAAACAGGCGACAAGGUGUGCAAAACAUUGCUCCAGUUUUCUUUGAAUAUGUCAGCCAGAUCCUGUGACUGACUUCACCAUUCUUCAGUUCCCGAUAAAAAAUGAUUUGGACAUAUAUCUUGUCUGAUCACUAUAUUUUCGUGCUGAUGGUGCAAAAUCUGCUUCAGCAUUCUGAGGAAUUCCGUUGAAAGCAAUAUGAUCUAAUAAUUCAUUGUUUAUUUCCUAUUCAGCUGGAUCAUCAGAUAUUAGACUUUUUUUUAAGGAUACCUCUUUCACCUUUUUCUCACUGUUUUGCUCGGCACCACAUUCAUCAGAUUCAAAUUCAUCUUUUGUUUCUACUAUAUCCUCUGAAUCGAGUUUCCUUGGGCUUGAUGGGCUUACACUGAUUAGCAGUGGACUGACAAGGAGCGAGGAAAGUAUCUAACUUUGGUGUACUGGCUAAUUGCAGGGUCCAGAGAAAGAAAGGGUCAAGUCACGCGCAGCUUGGAACCGAUGGGGGGGGGCAACUGUGGCUUUGACGUCACGAGGUGCCGUGGCUAACACCCCUCCCCCUCCCUCGGGUUUCUCUCUCUCUCUCUCUCUCUCUCUCUCUCUCUCUCUCUCUCUCUCUCUCUCUUGCAGCAUAUUACCACACUAACAAUGUAAGUAAUCCAGCGAUUGCAACUGUUGCACCCAACAAAAACACAAUGAGGCAUUACUAAACGCUGUGGGCGGCCUGAACCAUUGCCGUCUCGAUUAAAGAGAAGGCCUGACAGGCGACAGGUUGCUGGAUUCUUUGCCGAUGAGUCAUCCAAGUAAAGGCGUGUGUGUCCCGCGCUUCUUAUGUCCUCCUUCUCAACACCUCUAUACUUUACACCAUGCACUUAGUCACUUCACAGUACGCACUUAAUCCUUUCUCCCUGAACCAAGGUGUUUUUCUGUUCUUUUCUUCUCCUGACUGCUUUUCUAUGCCCUUUUGUUAAUAAUGUCCACUAUAACAGGGUUGUAGCAGUCCCACCCUCACUCGUAUUUGCCAGAUAAGUAAUAAGUAAUAAGUAAUAAGUAAUAACACUGCGCUAUUCACAUUAUCACUGACAAAAACACGAUAAGAUACCUCUUAGUUUAAAGUUGCUUUAACCCACCGACCCCCACCGAGUAGCUAACCGCAGAAAAUCUACUGUAGCCUCACGAUAGAUAACGUAGAUAAAUUACUGUAUAUUUACGCUAGAAUCAGUUCAGAGGAGGAUGACCAAGAUGAUUCAGGGGGGGGGGGGGGGAUUCUGGAGCUGCCCUGUGUAGGCCACUCGGCCGCUUGCAGUUUCCCCAUGUUCUAUCAUCGUCAGUUAUAGUUAUCAACUUACCGAAGUUACCGUGUUGAGAUAGCAACAUGCAUGCGUGGUGCAGACCGUGCAGUGGUAGGACACUCGGCUCUCAACCGAGAGAGUCCGGGUUCGAUUCCUGGGCCGAGUGGAAAAAAAUUGGGUAGUUUUUCCGAUACCCCACGCCCCUGUCCACCCAGCAGUGAAUGGGUACCAGGUAUUAAUCGGGGUUUGUGUCCCGUCUCCUGGGCUCCUAGCCUCUGGCUAGCUCAGUGGUAGUAUGGGUGCCUGCCAUUCUGGUACAAACGUGUAAUCGAAUCCUGCUCAGACCGAUAAAAUAUCACUGAAGGCCAGAGGUUACCGCCCCUGUGAGCAGGGGGUGGGGGGUUUGAGUCAGCCAAUGCGACCUUCCUGCGUCAGCAGCCAUAGCCAAGGCUGACUCGGGUCUCACGAGGGUGAAGGGGGGCCCUUGGUUACCCCCCCAUGUAUGUGGUGGGUGUUAUAGUGUGCAUUCAGGUAUUAAUACUGUCUGUGCACUGUCCCUUCGCUCUGUCACUCAUUAGCGACCUUUAAACCUUAAAAUACGACAAACCUAACUCACCACACUGCCAUUUGUGUAGGACAACACGCCAACAGCUGUUGCUGCUAGUGGCGCCACCAAAACAGUAGUGGCAGGUUGGUAUGGUGCGACCAGGGAAAGUUGAAAAUAAGAAAAUACCAAAUUAUGUAAUUAUGUAACAAUUUUCAUAAACUGCCUUCCCUAGGCUUUAGCCUAGAAAGCCUAAAUGGGAAAUCCGGCCCUGCUUGCCCGUCGCCGUAGGUGACGUAGCGACACCAUCCACUGGAUAGGGCGAUGCGGGAGAAAGGUAGCUAACAAUCCCAGCAUUGAGUUAAAAGGCGUCGACGAGGAGUCCCGGAUGGAAGGGCCCAGAAGCCACAAGCUAGGUGGUGACGCGGCAGUGUGGCGGUGUCGUGACGUCCGAGAUGGAAGGGCCCAGAUGCCACAAGCUAGUUGUGACACGGCAGCGAAGCGGGGCCGUGAAGUCCGCGUGACGUCCAAGAAGUGGGGCCCAGGUGCCACAAUUAAGGUGGCAGCGUGGUGGGGCCGUGAGCAUGACGUCCAGGACGGAGGCGAGCGAUGACGGGGGCAGCAGACUGGCAGGGCUCGUGUCAGCAGCAAUCUCGUAUGGCGGUGAGAGCUGGAUGGUAAGCCGGGGUAAAGGUGUUGGUGUUCGUCCGAGUCCCAGUGUAGUAUGGCUCCCACCUCCGCGUUGGCCAUCCACAUCGCGUUCCUUCGAGCCUUGGAGAGAUGGAACAGGAGGAUCCGAAGCGCGUUCCUUCGACCCUUGGAGAGGUGGAGCAGGGGCCGAAGUGCCGCUUACUGGGUGCCUUAUUGUGUAUUUACCUAGUUGUGAAAUACAGGAAAAGAGCCGUACUAGGCUCGUGCUGUCCCGUCUCCAUAACGCUUAUUAUCCAGUUUGGCUUUAAAUUCAUGAAUCGUUUUUGCACACAGUCUCCUCGUCAAGUCCGUUCCAUGUUGUUAUGCUUCUGUAUGGAAAACUGUAUUUCUUGAUGUCUCUCCUAUACAGUCGCUCUUCUUCAAUUUCUUACCAUUGCCUCUUGUCACACUUCUGUCACGUAUACCAGGGGAAAUCUGGCGAGGGUAACUGUGGCAACCCGGAAGCUACACUGAUCCUGUGUCCCGGGGUAAAGGGUUCUUACUAGAGAUGUGCCGAUACCACGAUGUUGACCGAUACCGAUACUAACCUUACAACCGAUACCGAUACCGAUACUUACUUUUCUGCCGAUAAAGAUACCGAUAGUAUGAUCCGAUACUCCGACACUAAAAAAUGGCAGAUAUUUUGCCGAUACCGAUACCGAUACUUUUUUAUUUUAUAUCCGUAAGAUUAUUAAAGUAUAGAAUUACAAAAAGUACAAAAUUAAAAGUAAGGGACUUUUGGAAUAACUUUAAUUCAAUGUUUUGAAAGCUGAUAGUAAAAAGAAAAAAAAAGAAAGUCAUGUUUGUCUUCAAUCCCAUAACAUAUUAGCCAGAAAAAUAUCGGAGUAUCGGCACAUUUUCACCUUGCCGGUACCGAUACCGAUACUACAAAUAUAGAACGAUACUGCCAAUACCGGUACCGACACUAUCGUAACAUCUCUAGUUCUUACCCACCGCAGGAUAAAAAAAAAAAAUAAAAAAAAAAUGCGACGGAGAUUAUCACCGAGACUACGCGCAGCAAUAGAGUAUGCCCCGACUUUACCUUCACAUGGGAAAGGAGUAACGGUUUCUGUGGUUAAUGUCAAUUUCUUUUUAUCUAGACCUUAUCCCGCCUCAUUGUUGUGGUCACCAUAUACUUAGAGAUAAGGAUUCUUUGUUGGAGGAUUCUUUUGUUUCCCCAGCUAAAUAUGAUUAUUGUAGUUCUCAUUACGCAAGUAUCAGAUUGGACUCAGGACGCUUCGCUGCGCCCACCACAUUUGUACGCAGAGGGCCGUCACGUACACACUCGAUCAUCUGUGAGCUUCGAGAGCGCAUAUGUGAACAACUGUGCUCACCAAGAUUACUCCAGCAGUAGUGUCAGCGAUGGCCCGGGGAGAGGAGUGUUGGGACGGAGACGCCAGGAACGCAAGGAGACAUGCAGAAUAUGAACAACCAAGUGAAGAAAUUUACCCCACAAUACCAUCAAGUGAGAAGGCCUCCCUCCUCCAGUACAGCGGCGAGGACAAGGAAGUUCAGCGUCGAGACUCUCCUCUUUUUAUAAAAACUUACAAGACAAGAUUUUGGAUUGUUUUCAGCACUUCAUUCCUAUGCUGGCUUCAUGUGAGUUACUGUUUCAGUAUUUUUUGUUUUUACUUUGCACAUAUGUUGGUUUUAUGAUAAAUUACAUUAUUAGUUUGCUUUUAUUUAAAGUAGCAUCAUGCAUCUACUUUUCAUGGUUAUUCUGAUCUCCCUGUGCCUCUAAAGUUUCCAAGUGGGGUUAAAUUUAAUGUCAUUGGGGUUUAUAAGUAAACAGAGAGGUGAUAAGCAGAAUAAAAGCUUUUACAUCAUUCAUAUCCAGAAACAACAUCAGUAUGACGUGUACAAGCAUGUAUGGUCUAUUCUGUCAAUGGAAAGCAAAACGUUCAGAGGUCUUCGUCUUGGUUUGGGAUUUGGUUAGAUUAUCUAAUCCAACCUGAUCUAAUUUCAAACCAAGACCAAGCCCUGGACCAAGAGUUUCGUUCACCUAUUAGAAGAGAAAAAACAACAACAACCUACAAUCGGCCCUUGACCGACAAACAAAAUAUGUAUAAAGGGGUUGACGCUCGUGGAAAGGAGUUCUAUAGUCGAUUCCACGAUAGCUGGCGGGCCUAAUCCUUCAAGGAUGGACUCGCGGACUUGGCAUCAUUGGUUACGUGAUGGGCUCUGCACCGUGACAUAGGGCCGCUUUCACAGUCGUUUUGUUUGUUUUGAUCGUUACCAAUGGCGGCGAUCGCCGCUAGUGUUUCCACGUAAAGCUGGCCGAUGGGGUAGUGGCGGCUGCGGGGUUAGCCUAGCCCCGCAGCUUACCACACACUCUCGACACCUCUCGUUUCCUCUGCACCCUCCACUACCCCAUAGGCCAGUUUCACGUGGAAAACUACAGCGUCGAUCGCCGCCAUUGGUAACGAUCAAAGCAAACAAAAUGACUGUGAAAACGGCCCAGAGCCUACUAUCUCUGGUUUACUGCUACCUCUUAAAAUCAAUACUUGGUAUCUAAUGUAGUUAUUCUUAUAAUCGCUCUUCCUUAUGGCUAUUAAUUAGUUUAUUACCCACAAAUAAUGGAAAUAUAUUUCAAGAUUAAUGAUAGCACAAUAAAAGAAGAGAGAAGGCUAUUACCUCGGGCCAAUGUUUAUGUUAUAACUACGUAGCAUCACUGCACACUAUCACUAAGCCAGGACUAAAAAUAUACCAAGAAAUCUUACAAUAAAUGAGUUAACGAAUGACGCUAUGUAGACUAGGAUGACCAACCAUUCCUUAAAAUACGGAGUAGUUCCGUAUUGGAGAAUGAUAUGAUGCGUUCCGUUUUGAACCAAUACGGAACGCCAUUUGUUCCGUUGUGGUGAAAUAUUUCGAGUCUUUGACCGAUCUGAAAAGAGUGACCGACCCAGGGCCCGGAUCCAAAGAGAAGGCUACUUACCGACAUCGGUAUCGUUACCGAGCGUUGGCCCGGACGACAUUGCUAAAUUCAGAUCCAAAGAGGAGACUUAACGAUAUUGCUCGGGCUUCGCUACUGCAGAAAGCCAACUGAUUCGGUAAGCGCCACGAUGUCAUCAGACUCGACAGCCAAUCACAGCAAGUCUUUGAAAAAAUUUCAGCCAAUCAUACGGCUGCAUUCCUCAGCUGUGGCGGCCAACGUUGUCAGAUUGUCGUUAGGGAUGGGCAAGUAUCGUUAAUUUGAGUACCGGUAGUACCGGUACCGAAAACUCAGGUACCGUUAGUGCCGGUACCGGUAUCCGAAGGAGUAUUUUUUUUUUUUAUCUCUAUGACUUCUGAUGAAAUUCCCAAAUGAAUUUCCUGUAAAGAAAACUCUCUCUCUCUCUCUCUCUCUCUCUCUCUCUCUCUCUCUCUCUGAAUGAAGUGAAUAUUUAUUUUUUCGAUAAAAAAAUAGCAUGUAUAUAUUAAGUUAUUAUGGAUGUACUCGAUAAUAGUCUAAUAACAAUAACAAUAUUUAUUAGCAACCUAAAAAAGAAAAAGAAUCGGACAUGAAGAAUUAUCCAGUAACUCCAAUAAAUAAAUAAAAUAAUAAAAUAAUGGAAACGGGAGCUGUGAUGGAAACGGAAAGCAGGACAAAAUGGUGGGAACUUGGGGGGACGGUCAGCGAGGCAGACUCAGCGUCUCCAUACAGGGCCCAUACCGCGUGAUACCACAUUGAGGCGGGCGGGCGAGCACCGAGCGUCACUAAGAUCCAAACGGUACCGGUACUAGCGGCAAUGCGCAGUGCCGAGUGAUCAUGACGCUUCCCGGCACCCAAGUGAUCAUGAGGCUUCGCGGUACCGGUACCUGGUACCGCGAAGCGACGAGUGCUGGCGUUC